Molecule: messenger RNA, 1171 nt
Organism: Hemibagrus wyckioides
Lineage: Eukaryota; Metazoa; Chordata; Actinopteri; Siluriformes; Bagridae
Product: hepatic lectin-like
Exons: 8
Coding region: 214-921 (235 amino acids)
Source: RefSeq, a predicted model, not a curated record
CCUGAAAUGCUCUUGAUCUGAAGGUCUGAAGUGUUCCUGUGGUUCAGUGUUGAUCUUCAGGUUAAUGUUCAACACAGAGCUUCUCCACACUGCCCGCUGUUCACUGCACUGACCAGCAGCACGUCCAAACACACCGGGAUUCCUGGAGAUUCUUCUGCUGUUCUGCUGAUUACAGGAGUGAAGGAGCUCAGAGCCUCGUCCCUGUGAGCUGUGAUGGAGUCGCUGCAGUAUGACCGCUUCUCCUCGUCCGAGUCAGAAAGCUCUGACCGAUGUCAGACUGAAGCUCCUUCAUACACACAGAACCAACAGAACCGUCGCGUUUACAUCAUGAUUGGCGUGCUGGCUGUCUUCCUGCUCCUGCUGACCCUCUCAGUGGGCAUUAAAAUCACUCAGGUCAGCCAGCAGGUGUCCGAACUUGUCUCCUCACAACAGACCCACAGCUCUGCCAUGAAAGCUGCCCAGACAGACUCUGGAUCACAUCCCGCAGUGCCGCUGCCAGUGAGAGGUUCCUGUGAGAGUGACUGGGUCUUUUACAAAAACAAGUGUUAUUACACGUCUACUCAGAGGCUGAACUGGCACGACGCUGAGAAGAACUGCAAUCUGAGGAGAGGUCAUCUGAUGGUGGUCAACGACAAGGAGGAGAUGGAGUACAUAUCUCAGGUGGUUGAAGAACAUCUGAAUUAUUGGAUAGGUCUGGUGGAGAAAGAGGGUGAAGGGACGUGGAGCUGGGUCGAUGGAACAGACUUUGAAUCCACUGAGCAUUUCUGGGAUGAAGGUCAGCCAGAUGAUUGGGACCAGCGCGUGAAUGGAGAAGACUGCGGGCAGAUUCACGCAAAAAACAACUUCGUAGUAACAUACAGGCUGUGGAAUGAUGCUGACUGUACAAUACGGUAUAAAUAUGUAUGUGAGAGACCUGCUUAACACACACACACACACACACUAUGACUGCCUAGUUGAUUGUCCACAAGAGCGAGUGUCCUAUCAUCCAGAAAUUCAUACGUAAUUCUGUUUUGUGGCUUAGCAUUGUUAGCAUAAAUAAUAACCUGACUGAAACGCUGUGUGGCUAAUCACGUCACGUCUCACUCUUCACACACUGAAACGUCAUGCUCUACAUUUUUGCUAAUCUGUUUAUUGGUGUGUGAAAAAAAUAAAAGCUUGAAAAUCAACCAAA